Molecule: messenger RNA, 1459 nt
Organism: Aphidius gifuensis
Lineage: Eukaryota; Metazoa; Arthropoda; Insecta; Hymenoptera; Braconidae
Gene: DNApol-alpha50
Product: DNA primase small subunit
Exons: 3
Coding region: 166-1389 (407 amino acids)
Biological process (GO): DNA replication, synthesis of primer
Cellular component (GO): alpha DNA polymerase:primase complex
Source: RefSeq, a predicted model, not a curated record
CGACCAUUUGCCCAACUGUACCCAACACUGUUGCAGACUGAUGAAAAGUUACCAAAAUUUUAAAACAAAAUCAACAACAACAAAGCCAAACAAAACCGCCAAAAUCCAUGUUGAAUAAAUUUUAUUAAAGUUAAACAAUCGAAUUAACAUUGUUAAAAUUAAAAAAUGGAAAACUUGAAGGAUUUGUUGCCAAUAUAUUAUUCAAGAUUAUUUCCGUUUACUGAAUAUUAUCGUUGGCUCAGUUAUGGAAGCGAUAAUUUAUUCAGUAGAAGAGAAUUUUCUUUUACUCUUGAUGAUGAUGUUUAUGUACGUUACCAAUCAUUCAAAAAUCCAAAACAACUUGAGACUGAAAUAAAAAGAUUAUUACCAUUUAAAAUUGAUAUUGGUGCAAUAUUUAAUACAACACCAAAUCAAAAUAAUAGAAAUUGUAAAGCUAUUGAACGUGAACUUGUAUUUGAUAUUGAUUUAACUGAUUAUGAUGAAAUUCGUACAUGUUGUUCUGGUGCUGACAUUUGUAACAAAUGCUGGAAAUACAUGGCUGUUGCUUGCAAGAUACUGGACACUGCUUUGAGAGAGGAUUUUGAUUUUAAUCAUAUUCUUUGGGUAUUUUCUGGAAGAAGAGGUAUUCAUGCUUGGAUAUGUGAUUCAUCAGCACGUUUACUUGACCCAGCAUCACGUGUUGCUGUUGCUGAAUAUCUUCAACUUAUAUCUGGUGGACAAUUUAUGAAGAAAAAAGUUAAUUUAACUGAUAAAAUUCAUCACUCUGUUCAGCGUGCUCUUAAUAUAAUAUCACCACGAUUUAUUGAAAUAUUUGUUGAAGAACAAGACAUGUUUGGAACUGCUGAAAGAAUUGACAAAUUUUUAGGAUUAUUACCUGAUGAUACAUCAAGGAAUGAACUGAAAUUAAUAUUUGAUCAAUGUACUAAAAAUACUGAUCAUUGGAAUGAAUUUGUUGAGUAUGUCAGUAAACAACCACAGACAAAUAAAAAAUGGAAAUAUCGUCAAUUAGUUGAAGAAGUUAUGCUACAAUAUUCAUAUCCAAGACUUGAUAUUAAUGUAUCAAAAGGAAUAAACCAUCUUUUAAAAUCACCAUUUUGUAUACAUCCUAAAACUGGAAAAGUUUCAAUUCCAAUAAAUCCAAAAACAAUUGAUAAAUUUGAUCCACUUACAACACCAACAAUUCACAUGUUGAUUGAUGAAGUUAAUGCAUAUGAUGAAAAAGAUAAACAAGUUGUAUUGGAAGGUGAAACAAUUGCUGUCAAGAAAAUUAAAGAUUAUAAAAAAACAUCUCUUAAUAAAUCAUUACAUUUAUUUGAAGAAUUUCUCAGAAGUUUGCAGGCAGCAAGAAAAGUUGAAAAAGAAAAUCAAAAUGCUACUUUAGAUUUUUAAUAUGUGUAAUUAAUCGUUUUUUUUCUGUCAUAAUUAUUAUAUUUUUUUUAAUAAAAGUUUUUUAGUUAAA